GUUUUGUAGCCAGUGUAGUAAAAGUAUUUUAUUGGAAAUCGCGCCAGACAGUUUAUGUGCAAAUAUUUUUCGUAUUUUUAGAGAAAUAUCACUGCUUAUUAUAAAAAAUAGGCCUUUCAUCAACAAAAAAUGCAGGCUUUUCUAAAAACAGGCAAAACUACUACACAUGAAAAAUCACAGGCCAGUACAAGUGGUGGUUCUUCAACUGCCGCAGCCGGUAGUGUUGAGCGUCGUAAACCGCCAGCUCCUUGGGUUGAGAAGUAUCGCCCCAAGAGUGUGGACGAUGUCGUUGAACAAUCAGAAGUUGUAGCUGUUUUGCGCAAAUGCGUUGAAGGCGCAGAUUUGCCAAACAUGCUUUUGUAUGGGCCACCCGGAACUGGUAAAACCAGUACAAUAUUAGCAGCUGCACGCCAAAUUUUCGGUGAUAUCUAUCGCGAACGUAUAUUAGAGCUAAAUGCUUCAGAUGAACGUGGAAUUGCAGUAGUACGCACAAAAAUCAAGAAUUUUGCCCAACUGACUGCGAGUAAUACACGACCAGAUGGUCGCCCAUGCCCACCUUUUAAGAUUAUCAUACUCGAUGAAGCCGAUUCGAUGACGCAUGCCGCGCAGGCUGCCUUGCGCCGCACUAUGGAGAAGCAGAGUCGUAGCACACGUUUCUGUUUGAUGUGCAAUUACGUAUCUCGUAUCAUUGAACCGAUCACAUCGCGUUGCACCAAAUUCCGUUUUAAGGCAUUAGGUGAUGAGCAAAUUAUUACUCGUUUGCGGCACAUUUGCGAGCUGGAAGGUGUAAAAAUCGAUGAAAAUGCAUACAAGUCUAUAGUGCAGAUAUCGGGUGGUGAUAUGAGACGAGCCAUAACUACACUACAAUCAUGUUAUCGCCUAAAGGGGGCAUCGAAUGUUAUCAAUACUGAGGAUUUACUGGAAAUGUCGGGCAUCAUACCGGAUAGAUACCUUGAAGAAUUUUUAGAAGUAUGUCGAUCUGGAAAUUAUACAAAACUGGAAGAUUUUGUGCGGCAGAUAGGUUACGAAGCUUACAGCAUUGGGCAAAUGUUGGAACAAUUCAAUGAGUAUGUGCUCCGAUGUCCCACACUAACAAAUAAGCAGAAAUCUCUCAUUUGCGACAAGCUUGGAGAAUGUUCCUUUCGCCUACAGGACGGUGGAUCGGAAUACCUUCAAAUUAUGGAUUUAGGAUGUGCUAUCAUACUCGCUCUCAAAUAGAAGCUUCAUAAAUAUUCAUAUGAUUUCUAUAAACAAAAAUAUUACUCAUUAAAGAAUUUCAAGCCAUCUGUAUUAACGUAA
Messenger RNA from Rhagoletis pomonella (apple maggot), 1299 nucleotides. RefSeq names its product replication factor C subunit 4. The transcript is spliced from 3 exons. Gene Ontology annotation, biological process: DNA-templated DNA replication; DNA repair. The coding region runs from base 130 to 1218 and encodes 362 amino acids. Gene Ontology annotation, molecular function: DNA clamp loader activity; ATP binding; ATP hydrolysis activity. NCBI's taxonomy places the organism in Eukaryota, Metazoa, Arthropoda, Insecta, Diptera, Tephritidae. The record is from RefSeq and is a predicted model, not a curated record. Gene Ontology annotation, cellular component: DNA replication factor C complex; nucleus.